GGCAGCGUGGCGUGGCUGCCCCAGAUAGGGACUCCCUCCCCACGACCUUUGCCCCCCGUAAUCUGCAUAGAGGAAUGACAGGCAUUUGGCUGAACAGGAACAGUUUGAGUUGGGCUGCGGCGGCAGCAACGACAGGAGGAGGAUUUACAACUAGCACGCAAGAGGAGGCAGAAGUUGCGGGGAGGAGGCUAAGCCUAGAGCGAGUGCGGGGAGAAGCUGAAAUGAGCUCUCGGAAGUUUCUGUGCGAGAGGAAACCUGAUCAGAGGACCAAGAUUGCUGCCUGAUUGCUGGAUCCCGUCCCUCCUCCGGGACACGAGAUGGGCCAGACUUCAGUCUCUACUCUCUCGGUAGCGGCUAAUGUUGAUGGGAUAGACAAGGUAUCAGUUGCCAACUCAGAUGGGACAAAUCCAGGAUCCCAAACACCUCCUUUUAAGAGGAAGGGCAAACUUUCAACAAUUGGUAAAAUCUUCAAACCAUGGAAAUGGCGAAAGAAGAAAACAAGUGAAAAAUUUAUAGAAACGUCAGCAGUGCUGGAAAGAAAGAUAUCAACAAGACAGAGCAGAGAGGAGCUAAUAAGAAGGGGUGUCCUAAAGGAAAUAAAUGAGCAAGAUGUGGACGCAACAGUGAAUUAUGAAAUCUCCAAUGGUCACACGAUAGUAAUUACAGAAGAGGUCAUACAGGAAGAAAAUGUAAAAACCAAAGAAGACAAUAGUUCAUUAUCAGCAAAAGCACCUGCUUCUGAAGAGAAAAAGGAGGAUAAAAAAGAGAAACCUCUUCCUAAAGAUCUUGAAACAUCAGCAGUAUCUGUUUCUCCUCCUCUUCCUCCUCCUCCACCACCACCACCUCCUCCUAAACCUAAGCCUAAAGCUAAAAAAACAACCAUUCCUCCAAAAAGUGCUACUGCUGCCACAACUAGCCAUAAAACUAAUGAAGUGCCACAUGCUAAAAAAAAGGGCAAGUCUCCUUCCAAGCAGACCUCUGCCCCACCUGCCAAGCCGACAAGCCGCAGUGUGAAUCGAGAAGCUGCUAAUUCCUCUAAUUUAAAGAAAGGACAUGCUUCCAAAUCAUCAUCUCUUGCUUCCACAUCAUCUCGCUCUAAACUUUCUAAAGAGCCAGCGUCAAGCAAAACCGGCACAGGGACUCCCAGGGAUAAGAAGCAGCAUGGGAAACAGGUGACGACACGAACACCCUCUGAUGGGGACCUUACGUCUGCCUCCAGCACAGCCGUGGAGAACUCGGAGACCAAAGCAGAACUCUUUAAGCCAGACGAGUCUCUCCGUAUCGUUCCUGAAGCUGGAGAUGCAACCCAGAGCAGCACCGUGCCUGUUCCUCCCCCUUCUCCUGCUGUUCCGCCUCCUCUUCCUCCGUCCGUUCCGUCUCUGUCUCCAGGCUGUGAGCCCGCUGGCUUCUCAGGCACCCACCGUGUGCCAGUUAGCGCUGAAGUAGGCCCGUCUGUUCCUGGCACACAAUUUAAUGAUCUUCAUAUACAAACUGAAGCAGACAGUGAAAGCUCUUCAAGCAGGGCUGUCUUAGACAAUAGCCGGGAGAUUGGUGGAGAAGCCACAGAAUGUUCUGUUACCAAAAAAGAUCAGGAAAAGGAAAAUCCUGAGCAAACUAGUCCUCUUCUGACAGACGAACCUUCUGAAACUUCUGAAAACGCUCCAGAAGACAGCAAAAAUAAUCACACCAGUGACUCAGAUUCAGAUGGGCCUAUACUUUACACGGAUGAUGACGAAGAUGAGGAUGAGGAUGCAAGCAGUGAAAGCUCUUUAGCAAGUAAAAUUCAUCGUAGGGAUACUCUUGCAAUCAAACUUGGCAACAGGCCAUCCAAAAAAGAACUGGAAGACAAAAACAUCUUACAGAGAACAUCUGAAGAGGAGAGACAGGAAAUCAGACAUCAGAUCGGCACAAAACUAGUGAGAAGGCUUAGCCAAAGGCCCACCUCUGAAGAACUGGAACAAAGAAACAUCCUGAAACAAAAGAAUGAAGAACAAGAACAAGAAGCUAAAAGAGAACUGAAGCGCAGUCUCAGCCGAAAGCUUAGUUUGAGACCAACAGUGGCUGAACUUCAGGCAAGAAGAAUCCUACGUUUUAAUGAAUAUGUGGAAGUAACAGAUUCACCAGAUUAUGAUCGACGUGCUGAUAAACCCUGGGCAAGAUUAACACCUGCAGACAAGGCAGCAAUACGGAAAGAAUUAAAUGAAUUUAAAAGCACAGAGAUGGAAGUACAUGAAGAAAGUAGACAGUUUACAAGGUUUCAUCGUCCUUAAGUAUAGAAAAUACUCUGUUGUUGAGACACAACUAUCUUUCCUGAGGAAAGCACUGAAUCUUGAAGCCCAGAGUACAUCACAACUGAAAUAUCUGCAGCAACUUAACCUGAAGUUACUGAAUGCUGUGGUCCUCAUGUUUAACAAAAAGAGACAGCUAAGAGAUACAGAAAGGAAUAUAAAAAUGGCCAUGUAAUAUGAGUGUUUACUGUAUUAUUUUGAAUUAAAAAAUCUUACUCUGUUUUUUUCCUUACUAAUAGUUGGCUGGGGAGAACUGAAAAUGACUGUUGACAGGAAGGAACCAGAAUCCACUUUCAAGUAGGAUGGGAACAGACCUAGCUGAACUGUUAUUUGUGGGCCAAUUGAAAUACUUAGAAUAAAAUUUAUAUUCUUCAUGGAAGUAAGUUUAUACUAUAUUAAGAGACUGGAUUACUACAUCACCAUGAAAAAAUAGGAAUCUAAGCAAUUAUUUCUGCUUUUCCAGAAUCUGCUUUUUGUAAGCCAGGUGGAGAAUUGCCAACUCUACUUCUCACAACAGUACAGGAAUUUGGUGUAAUAUCAGUGAAUUUGGCAGUAAUUAGUCUUAGUACAAUUCACAAUCAUGCUUACGAUUGUAUGAUUAUGACAGUUGUGCUUUUAAAAUGUCCUUUGGAGUUUGCAGUUUUGAGUACAACUAGAUUAUGUGAGUUGUAUAAAAUUGAAAUCUUUAUUAUUUAGGACUGCAACACAAAUUAUUUUUUUUAAUCUGAUAAAUUUAAAAGAAGCACCAAGGAUUCUCCAUAAUCAUGAAUCAAUUUGAAAAGUAUGUUUAGGAAAGAAAAAAUGUGAGACAAUAAGAAUGCUAUGAAAAGAACUGAUAACCUUUAAUCUUGCUUAAGCAGACAGUACUGAUAAUCAGAUUCUGAAGCCAAAUUCAAAAAUAAACAAAGAAGCUUAUCAAAUAGACUUGAACACUUUUUCCCCUUCUUGAUAGUCAGAGCUACAUUUAAUUGGUCCGUAGAUCAGUAUGAACAAUGUAAGAUCAACAGGCUGAUUCAUACUGAAUUGGCCAGGAUUUACUUCUAUCAGAAUAGGAAGGGUCAUGACAGGAGUUUUUCCAGGGGGAAAAAACUGGCAAAUCACAUAGAAUUGGCAUUACAUUGCCAACGUGUUUGGGCCUAUAGUAAAACUUCAUUGUAACAGACUAACAGGAGAGAAGGGGGUGUCCUUUACACUGAAAUGUCGGUUCAAAGGCAAAUGGGAGUUUAUGCAUGGGUAAAAUAUCAAUAUGGAUACAAAUGGAUUUUUCCUGAAAACGAAGUCCUCUAAACCAAGUUCAGUUUGUUGAGGUUUUACUGCAUCUAAAAAGAAAACUGUUACAGACACAAGCCUUCCCUGCAUGAGCACACCAUCUGCACAUGGAUAGAUUCCUAACAUAAUGGUGCUUCGUUUCUCUUCCUUUGCCUCCUUGACAUCACACCAGUCAGCCUGGGGAAUGGGAGUCCUGCCCACAUUUAUUUUUGUUCAAUCUAUCCUUCCACUGUGGAGAGAAGAGGGAUAACAGGGAUGUUCAAAAGGAAUGGUUUUUCCAUUCCCCAACGUGCCUUUUGUACUGAACAUCUCCGUGCUAAGGAAGCAAAGGGACAAAACAGCGUGCCAUUAUAUGAUAGAAAGAUCUCUUACCACAGAGUCAGGGAACCUUUGCCCCCCUCACCCCCAACUGUUGUUAACCUAGAAUUUGAAAUAUUCCUUGAUGAUGGUGGCUAGGAGUAUUUGGUGGUGUAGUUUAGCAGCAUUUGGAAUGAUUCAGGUUUUGUCCUUUGCCUUAGCAAGUGGAUGACACUCUUUUAUGGGAAAGCAUCUUGCUGCUGUAGAUGUACCUAUUAAAUCCUCAUUAAGGACCAUGAGAAAACUACAAAAAGGGGCUUGAAACUUACAGCCUCUGUUGUGUGUGAAUAUGUGGAGCAAAGGGUCUACUUUUAUAUUAUCUUGUAUCUGUAUUUGUGACUAUCUAAUUAGUUCAACAGUAAAAGGUGGUGUAAAAGGCAGUAUGUGCUUUAUUAUGUUGGCCCGAAAUAUGGUGGCUUAUUAUAAGCCUAUGACAUUGUUUACACUAAAAAUUGUCUUAUAUUAGCACUUAUUUAUCCUUUUAAUGUACGCGGUGAAGUUUCAGGACCUGAAAUACACAUGGGCAUGUACUGCAGUAUUACAAUAUAUAUGUGCUAUUUAUCCUUUUUAAAGUAUGUACAUACUACCAUUUAUUUUUGUCCAUAUGUUCUCCUUAGUUCUUAAUUAUAAAAGAUAUGUAUUUUUUUCAGCAAUAAAUGAUCUCUGUCAUGAUUUUUUUAA
Candoia aspera is the source of this 4595-nucleotide messenger RNA. It is a transcript of the gene PHACTR2, whose product is annotated as phosphatase and actin regulator 2. Gene Ontology annotation, molecular function: actin binding. Lineage: Eukaryota; Metazoa; Chordata; Lepidosauria; Squamata; Candoiidae. The record is from RefSeq and is a predicted model, not a curated record. The transcript has 13 exons. Bases 318 to 2270 code for a protein of 650 amino acids. Gene Ontology annotation, biological process: actin cytoskeleton organization.